AUGACUAACCCUCUCCAUGACAAGCCUCUUCGCAUUGGAGUCGAUGUUGGUGGAACCAACACUGAUGCUGUCGUUCUGGAUGUCAAUGCGGCAAAGUCUCCCAACAGGGGGGUCCUCGCAUUUUGCAAAACUCCAACCACCGGCCCAAAUGUUAGUGAGGGCAUUCAAUCGGCUCUCCGGAACGUUCUCGAGCAGUCCAACGUGGACAAGUCACAAGUCGCUUGUGUUACGAUUGGCACGACACACUUCAUUAACGCUGUCGUCGAACAAGAUGCUAGUCGACUCGCCAUGGUCGCGGUUAUCCGCCUUUCCAAAAGCUUCACCAAGGAAGUUUCACCGUUUUCCGACUUCCCUCCCGCGCUAGCGAGGAUCAUGAAUGGUUAUUAUGGUUUCAUUGAUGGGGGGCUUCACAUUGACGGCUCUCAAGAAGCGCAUAUCGUGGAAGCCCAAGUCCACCGAGAAUGUGAAAAGAUCAGACAGCUGGGGAUUAGAUCAAUUGUACUUUCGGGCGUUUUCUCUCCACUUGACCAACAUUUUAGGCAGGAGCACACUGUCCGAGACAUUAUUCUUGAAUAUCUCCCUGGUGUUGACGUUGUCUGCUCAUCAGACAUAUCGACCUUGGGGUUUCUGGAGCGCGAAAACGCAGCCAUCCUCAACGCGUCCAUCCUCCGAUUUGCUAGGCGCACGAUUCAAGCAUUCCGAGCAUCGAUUCGGCAAUUAGGCUUGAAUUGCGCUCUGUUCCUUACCCAGAACGACGGCACUGUCAUCAGCGCUUCCUCUGCAGCACAAGUUCCCAUCCGCACUUUCUCUUCAGGUGCAACCAAUUCGAUCAGAGGGGCCGCAUAUCUCGGCUCACACCAACUCAAGGGGGAGGGGAAUGAGACAUCGAUGAUAGUUUUGGACGUUGGAGGAACGACGAGUGAUGUCGGAGUGCUCCUACCUUCGGGAUUCCCGCGUCAAUCAUCGGCGUAUGUGACGGUCGCAGGGAUCAAAGUCAAUUUCAGUAUGCCACACGUCGAAUCUAUCGGUCUAGGCGGUGGAUCGAUCAUCAAGUACACCGACGGUGGCAAAGCUACGAUAGGCCCAGAGUCCGUUGGCCAUCUCCUCACCUCAAAGGCUCGAGCAUUUGGAGGUGAUACAGUGACAGCGACCGACAUCGCGGUAGCGCAUGGAGCCAAUAUUGGUGAUCCUCUUUUGGUUACAGACAUCACUCAGUCAACGAUCGCAGAGUGCCGUACCAGAAUCAAGGCUCAGUUGGAAAGAGUCAUCGACUUGAUGAAAACAUCUCCAGACCCUUUGCCGGUUUUGGUGGUGGGAGGCGGGUCCAUCAUUGUCCCCGACAGUCUAGAAGGUGUAUCCGAACUCAUCUCGCUCCCCUAUUCCUCAGUGGCGAACGCAGUGGGCGCCGCAGUCUCCAAAGUCAGCGGUUACGUGGACAUCAUUCAGGAUAUAUCGACUCAAAGCGUCAAUGAAUUGAUGGAAAGCGCGCGGCUUGAGGCUGUCAAGCGUGCGGUGGAAGCCGGAGCAGAUAUACAUACUGUCACUAUUGCUGAAAUGGAAGCAAUCCCCGUACAGUACGCGGCAAACCAAGCUCGAAUAAUUGUGAGAGUCGUUGGCGAUCUGCGGAGACCGGAUUUGUCGAACCACCAAUCUUUAGAGCACGAAGAAAGAUUUCUUGAACAAGAGGAUAUGGACGUUGGACGUUCUUGGCGGCAAGAAAGCGCCCAUGGUGAAGACCCCGUAUCUGUGGAUAUCGAUUCGUAUUCACCAAAAAUUGCGAAAAACGAACGAAACGGUCAGCUCGAAUGGGAGCUGACAGAAGUCGAUGUUUGUUUUCUUGCUGAUGGAUGCUAUGUCUUGGGCUGUGCCGGAGGAGGCUCUCCUUCAAGCCACUGCUUGCAAGUCCGGAACCUGUUGAGACUCGGCCACACUGUCCGGAUCAUCGAUCCAAGAGCGUUGGCACCCGACGCUCUUAUCAGCUGGGGAGGCUACUUAGGUUCGCCAGCAGUGUCGAUUGAACGGCUGGCUGGAACAGAAACCGUGCAGGCUGUCGCAGAACUAAUGCAGUAUCUUCGGUUGGACUCCUUCGACGCAGUCAUGUCUCUAGAAAUUGGAGGCGCAAAUGGUUUGCAACAAUUGUUGGUUGGAUCUUCUAAGUACUACGAUCGACCCGUCGUGGAUGCUGACUGGAUGGGUCGAGCAUAUCCCACCAUUUGGCAAACAUCUAUCUCUGUUUAUGAACCGGGCGAAUUAGUGCCCUGCUGCUUGGUAUCGGGAUCUGGGAACAAUAUCGUCAUGACCAAAUCAAUUGACGAUGAAAUCGUCGACCGGGCGUUGAGAGCUUCUUGCUCCGAAAUGGGCUCGUGGGCUGGACUGGCCGUGAAACCCACGACAGCGGACCGAAUCGUGAAAUACGGCAUUCCAAACACACUGUCCUUUGCCUGGCGAAUUGGACGAUGUAUAGCGCGUGCUCAAGCAAACAAUACUGUCGCUAGUGUUGCCGAAGACAUCAUCGAAGAGGCCGGAGGAUCCGGCGCCGCGAAGGUGCUUUUUCGGGGGAAAAUAGUUUCUGUUGAGCGGCGGUUGCACAAGGGUCAUACUUAUGGCGAGCUCGUCAUGCAGCAGAUCCCCGACGAAGAACAAGAACUUUCCCCCACCACCAACCCCGUUGCUACCGGUGGGUCUCUCAAAAUUGCUUUCAAGAACGAAAACAUCUACGCCCAACAUACCGCCUGUGACGGGAGCAGACGGUACAUCGCCUCGGUGCCUGACCUUAUAGCGGUACUUGACGCGCAGUCUGGACGAGCACUCGGGGUUCCCGAGUACAGAUAUGGAAUUCUCGUCACGGUCUUGGGAAUUGCAUGUUCCCCGAAAUGGACUGAUACUGAACAGUCCUUGAGAUGUGGCGGCCCUUCGGCAUUUGGGUACGAUUUUGCGUACACACCGUUGGGGGACUACGUGGAGCCCGAGAGCGUGGUCCUCGAGUAUGCGAGGAAGGCUGGACACGUGUGA
This is a messenger RNA of Fonsecaea multimorphosa CBS 102226, 3012 nucleotides long. RefSeq lists its product as uncharacterized. The record is from RefSeq and is a predicted model, not a curated record. Bases 1 to 3012 code for a protein of 1003 amino acids. Gene Ontology annotation, biological process: glutathione metabolic process. Gene Ontology annotation, cellular component: cytosol. Gene Ontology annotation, molecular function: 5-oxoprolinase (ATP-hydrolyzing) activity. NCBI's taxonomy places the organism in Eukaryota, Fungi, Ascomycota, Eurotiomycetes, Chaetothyriales, Herpotrichiellaceae. The transcript is spliced from 3 exons.